Molecule: messenger RNA, 4073 nt
Organism: Nomascus leucogenys (northern white-cheeked gibbon)
Lineage: Eukaryota; Metazoa; Chordata; Mammalia; Primates; Hylobatidae
Product: zinc finger protein 761
Exons: 3
Coding region: 309-2636 (775 amino acids)
Biological process (GO): regulation of DNA-templated transcription
Source: RefSeq, a predicted model, not a curated record
GGGAAUCUUCUCUGAGUCUGAAGCAUCCUGCCUGACAGGUUUGCUCACACUCACCCAUGCCUUCCCUCAGUCCCUCUCAUCUCACUUAGAUUCCAUCUCUCAUGACCCAGUGACAUGAACUUGGGAAGAGGCUGCACUGGGCAUGGUCCUGGGAAGGGCUCACACCCAGACAUGGAUGGAGAUGGGGUGAGGGUCCCGUGGUGUCAGUGCUGUUGGGCAGCAGGGAUUGUUCAGGGGCCACAUCUGGAUGCACUGUCAGCUCUCUGUGGACCAGGAUUAGAGCAGCUGCCAAUGGAAGUCAUGUAUUCAUGUGCACAAAGUAUGUGGGUCUAUUGACAUUCAGGGACGUGGCCAUAGAAUUCUCUCAGGAGGAGUGGAAAUGCCUGGACCCUGCUCAGAGGACUCUAUACAGGGACGUGAUGCUGGAGAAUUAUAGGAACCUGGCCUCCCUGGAUAUCUCUUCCAAAUGCACGAUGAAGGAGGUCUUGUCAACAGCGCAAGGCAACAGAGAAGUGUUCCACGCAGGCACAUUGCAAAGACAUGAAAGUCAUCACAUUGGAGAUUUUUGCUACCAGGAUGUUGAUAAAGAUAUUCAUGACUUUGAAUUUCAAUGGCAAGAAGAUGAAAGAAAUGGCCAUGAAGCACCCAUGACAAAAAUCAAAAAGUUGACUGGUAGUACAGACCGAUAUGAUCAAAGUCAUGCUGGAAACAAGCCUAUUAAAGAUCAGCUUGGAUCAAGCUUUCCUUCGCAUCUGCCUGAAAUGCACAUAUUUCAGACCGAAGAGAAAAUUGAUAAUCAAGUUGCAAAGUCUAUCAACGAUGCUUCCUCGGUUUCAACAGCCCAAAGAAUUUCUUGUAGGCCCAAAACCCAUAUAUCUAAUAACUAUGGGAAUAAUUUCCAGAAUUCUUCAUUACUCACACAAAAACAGGAAGUACACAUGAGAGGAAAAUCUUUCCAAUGUAAUGAGAGUGGCAAAGCCUUUAAUUAUAGCUCACUCUUAAGGAAACAUCAGAUAAUCCAUUUAGGAGAGAAACAGUAUAAAUGUGAUGUAUGUGGCAAGGUCUUUAAUCAGAAGCAAUACCUUGCAUGCCAUCAUAGAUGUCACAAUGGUGAGAAACCUUACAAGUGUAAAGAGUGUGGCAAGACCUUCAGUCAGGAGUCAUCCCUUACAUACCAUCAUAGACUUCAUACUGGAGAGAAACUUUACAAAUGUGAAGAAUGUGACAAAGCUUUCCAUUUCAAAUCAAUACUUGAAAGACAUAGGAUAAUUCAUACCGAAGAGAAACCAUACAAGUGUAAUGAGUGUGGCAAGACCUUUAGGCAGAAGUCAAUACUUACACGCCAUCAUCGACUUCAUACUGGAGAGAAACCUUACAAGUGUAAUGAGUGUGGCAAGACCUUUAGUCACAAGUCAUCCCUUACUUGCCAUCGUAGACUUCAUACUGGAGAGAAACCCUACAAGUGUAAUGAGUGUGGCAAGACCUUUAGUCACAAGUCAUCCCUUACAUGCCAUCGUAGACUUCAUACUGGAGAGAAACCUUACAAAUGUGAAGAAUGUGACAAAGCUUACAGUUUUAGAUCAAAUUUUGAAAUACAUCGGAAAAUUCAUACUGAAGACAAUGCUUACAAGUGUAACGAGUGUGGAAAGACCUUUAGCCGGACAUCAUCCCUUACAUGCCAUCGUAGACGUCAUACUGGAGAGAAACCUUACAAAUGUGAAGAAUGUGACAAAGCUUUCCGUUUCAAAUCAAACCUUGAAAGACAUAGGAGAAUUCAUAGUGGAGAGAAACCAUACAAGUGUAAUGAGUGUGGCAAGACCUUUAGUCGGAAGUCAUACCUUACAUGCCAUCAUAGACUUCAUACUGGAGAGAAAGCUUACAAGUGUAAUGAGUGUGGCAAGACCUUUAGUUGGAAGUCAUCCCUUACAUGCCAUCGUAGACUUCAUUCUGGAGAGAAACCUUACAAGUGUAAGGAGCGUGGCAAGACCUUCAAUCAGCAGUUAACCCUUAAACACCAUCAUAGACUUCAUAGUGGAGAGAACCCUUACAAAUGUGAAGAUAGUGACAAAGCUUACAGUUUCAAAGCAAACCUUGAAAUACAUCAGAAAAUUCAUACUGAAGAGAAUCCUUACAAGUGUAAUGAGUGUGGCAAGACCUUCAGCCGUACGUCAUCCCUUACAUGCCAUCGUAGACUUCAUACCGGAGAGAAACCUUACAAAUGUGAAGAAUGUGACAAAGCUUUCCAUGUGAAAUCAAACCUUGAAGGACAUAGGAGAAUUCAUACUGGAGAGAAACCGUACAAGUGUAAUGAGUGUGGCAAGACCUUUAGUCGGAAGUCAUAUUUUAUAUGCCAUCGUAGACUUCAUACUGGAGAGAAACCUUAUAAGUGUAAUGAGUGUGGCAAGAACUUUAGUCAGAAGUCAUCCCUUAUAUGCCAUCGUAGACUUCAUACUGGAGAGAAACCUUACAAGUGUAAUGAGUGUGGCAAGACUUUUAAUCAGAAGUCAAACCUUACAUGCCAUCGUAGACUUCAUACUGGAGAGAAACCUUACAAGUGUAAUGAAUGUGGUGAGGUUUUUAAUCAACAAGCACAGCUUGCAGUUCAUCAUAGAAUUCAUACUGGGGAGAAACCUUAGAAUAUGAAGCAUGUGAUAAAGUUUACAGUUGCAAAUCAAGCCUCGAAAGACAGGAGAAUUCAUACUGGAGAGAAAGCUUAUAAAUGUGAAGAAUGUCACAAAGUUUACAGUCGCACAUCAAACCUUGAAAGACAUAGGAGAAUUCAUACUGGAGAGAAACCAUAAAAAUGUAAGAGUUUGUGGCAAGGCUUUUGGGCGUGAUUCGCACCUGGCACAACAUCCUAGAAUUCACACUGGAGAGAAACCUUACAAGUGUAAUGAGUGUGGCAAAGCCUUUAGUGGGCAGUCAACACUUGUUUACCAUCAGGCAAUCCAUGGUGUAGGGAAACUUUACGAAUGUAAUGAUUGUCACAAAGUCUUCAGUAACACUACAACCAUUGUGAAUCAUUGGAGAAUCCAUAACGAAGACAGAUCAUACUAGUGUAAUAAAUUUGGCAAAUUUUUCAGACAUUGUUCAUACCUUGCAGUUCAUCGGUGAACUCAUGCUGGAGAGAAACCUUACAAAUGUCAUGACCGCAGCAAGGUCUUAGUCAAGCUUCAUCCUAUGCAAAACAUAGGAGAAUUCAUACAGGAGAGAAACCUCACAUGUGUGAUGAUAGUGGCAAAGCCUUCACUUCACACCUCAUGAGACAUCAGAGAAUGCAUACUGGACAGAAAUCUUACAAAUGUCAUCAAUGUGCCAAGGUCUUCAGUCUGAGUUCACUCCUUGCAGGAUAUGAGAAAAUUCAUUUUGAAGGUAGUUGCUCCAUAUGCAAUGAGUAGAGCGAACCAUCAAGCAUUAAUUGACAUUAGGGUCAAUUCAGCAUUGACCUGAGUUUGUAUCGACUUAACAUUGAGUUCAAGCAUUAAUUGACAUUAGUGUUUAUGUUAAGAGGAUUCGGCCAGGCACAUCGGCUUACACCUGAAAUCCGAGCACUUUGGGAGGCCAAGGUGGGUAGAUCACUUGAGGUCAGGAGUUUGAGAUCAGCCUGGCCAACAGACGUGAGCCAUUUUCCCAGCCUGUUUUUUGUUUCUUUAAAAAAACUGAUAGGGAUUUUUAUGGAUAUCAUGUUGAAUCUAAAUCACAUUGGGUUAUAUAAUCAUUUAACAAUAUUAAUUUUUCCAAACCAUCAAUAUGGGUUGUAGCUCAGUGUUUUUAAUCAUUUUGAUCAAUGUUUGUAGAUUUCAAGGUACAAACUUCUGACCUUUUUACGUUUAUUUCUAAGUAUUUCUUACUUUAAGUUCUCCAGCAAAUGGAAGUGUUUUACAAUUUUCUUUUAAAAUUGUUUAUUGUUAAAGUUUGGAAAUUCAACUAAUUUAUGGUGCUGAUACUGCAUUGUGCAAAUCCACUGAAUAUGUUACUUAGUUCCAGUAGUAUUUUGGUUGACUCUUUGUGAUUUUCUACACAGAAGAUUAUGUCAUCUACAAACAAAUAUAAUUUUACUUCUUACUUUCUGA